UGAAAAAAUAGUUGUACUCACAUCUUAGGUUUAUAAACAUAACGUCCACUUCUUUUCUUUUUUAUGAAACAUAAAACACACUUCUCUUAAGUUAUCGCCGCCGAAGCAGCCUCUGUUUUCACUCACUUCAUUCACUGAUUGAGCUAAAAUUCUCGUCAAGGCUUCCCCUAUUUGGUGGUUUUGUAAGAAUGUACUUCUUUUGGCUGCAUAUGUAGCAUGGCACCUGCUCAACAUAUAGGACAGACAGCUUUAGAUAGGAAACCAAUUUUUUCUGUUAAAAUUGCUGCUACUGGUAAAACGAACACUAUACCAUAUAAUUCCGAGAAGAAAGGUUUCAACUAUAGAUACAACAUUGUUCAAAUGGAAAGUACCUUGAAUGCACGAAAUACUAAAGCUUCAAACAGUGCCACGGAUGUGGCUGUCGAUGUAACUGGAUUUGCAAGAAGCAGCGACAUCAGAUUAGCUGCGAAGGAGGAUCCUGAUGAAACUGAAUACUCGAGCUCAUUUGCUGACACUACAUCUGGAAAUGAUAAUGGUUCUGGGCCAAGUGAUGCCGAAGUAGAGUCACGAUUCUAUGAUGAUAGUGGCUUGGCAUCUUCAUUCGACGGAUUUGGCAGCUUGUUUCCAAUAAGGAAGAAAAAGUUAACUGCUCACUGGAGAGACUUUAUACAUCCCAUAAUGUGGCGGUGUAAAUGGGCAGAACUCAAGAUGAAAGAGCUUCAGUUGCAGGCAGCAAGGUACAACAGAGAGAUAUCAGCGCUUGAUGGGAAAAAACAUAGGGCAUUAGAUCAAGCUACUUUGGAAGAGUCAGGCUCGAAAUCAUUGCCAUUUGUUUAUCCAAGGCACAGGAAAAAAACCAUGAAGAGGAGAAAGAGGAAAAGAGUUGAGGAUGGAACAGAUAUUGCAGCACAAAUGUCCACUCAUAACCUUUUCUCUUAUUUUGAAAAUAAAAAGCUGGAUUUGGAUGGUACACCAGCUGGAGAUGAUAUUAGUAAUGCAGCACUGGCAGAACAGAAAUCCAAUGGCCAUGAUGAGUUUGGUAAUGAUGAUGAUUUGUCAAUUCUGGAAAGCAGCAAUAGUUUUCUUGAGCAGAUCCUUCGCAAAAUUGAACUUGUACAUAGUCGGGUUCAUAAGUUGAAGGACCAACUUGAUACAGUGAUGACGAAAAAUGCAAUAAAGUUUUCUUCCUCUGAGAAUCUGAUGUCAUUUGAUGGACAGGCUAGCUCUAUUCGUAGCCCUACAUUCUCGGCAUGCAAUGGAGACACAAUAUCAGCUGGAGCUUUAUAUGCAACAUCUCAGCACAUGGUAGAUUAUGAUCUUGGAGAUUUUGUCAUGCCUGACAGUACAAUGUCAAGCUAUGGAGAGGCUAUGCCUAUUCCUGACAUCAUUGAAAGUACAGUAGGACUUUUAUCCUCUGUGGAUGUCACGCAGCAGCAGGCACAAGUCGGAGAUUCAAGCGAAAGAAUUGUUGAUAACAUUCUCAUACAUAAUGAAGUAUCCGAAGUAGGAGGACACAUUUUGACGAUGAAUCCUGACAAAUCCUUGGAGAAACAUCAAGAUGUGAGAAAUAAUGUGGAAGAAGAAAGCUCUAAUCCACCGCUCCCUGCAUCAGAUCCUAAUGCGGCAGUUAAAGCAUCCACAUCUCAGGAGAAUCCACCUCCCCCUGCAUCAGAAUCUAAUGCAGCAGUUAAAGCAUCGACAUCUCAAGAUCAAUCAACAUUUAAGUCGUGCUUAGCCUCGGAUAUCCGUUUUCCCAAAAACAAAAGAAAGCGAGGAGAACGUAAAGCCGGUUCAGUUGGUUGGAAUCGUAAAAUGCCGGGUGAACCUGAUAGUCAGUGACUCUUAUAUAUAGAACAUGUUUUGACUUGCCGAAAUGUUGUCAAGAAAUGCAAACCUCAUGAUAAUGGUGGAUGAGCAGGAAAAGGUCCCAUGCCGCUCAACUGCUCAAAAUAGUCUGCUCAUUUGGGAUCUUCCAUAGGAGUUGUUAUGCCAAUACUUGUGACUUUUAAUUUGAGGAUGCCAUACUCUAAUAGUAGUCAGGUAGAGCUGAAGUGGUUUGAGUAUCACGAUAGGUAGUGUAACCUUUGUAGAUCAUAUAAUGUAUCUUUUAGCAUUCAAUUGAACACCCUUUUGAAUUUAAGGAGUAGAAAUUAGUACAGCAAUUUGUUCUUUUUAGUGUU
Messenger RNA from Nicotiana attenuata, 2180 nucleotides. RefSeq lists its product as uncharacterized. The record is from RefSeq and is a predicted model, not a curated record. NCBI's taxonomy places the organism in Eukaryota, Viridiplantae, Streptophyta, Magnoliopsida, Solanales, Solanaceae. The transcript is spliced from 6 exons. Bases 217 to 1839 code for a protein of 540 amino acids.